Messenger RNA from Anopheles stephensi (Asian malaria mosquito), 5936 nucleotides. RefSeq lists its product as uncharacterized. The record is from RefSeq and is a predicted model, not a curated record. Gene Ontology annotation, molecular function: potassium channel regulator activity. Gene Ontology annotation, biological process: regulation of potassium ion transport; regulation of muscle contraction. NCBI's taxonomy places the organism in Eukaryota, Metazoa, Arthropoda, Insecta, Diptera, Culicidae. The coding region runs from base 1319 to 3649 and encodes 776 amino acids. Gene Ontology annotation, cellular component: plasma membrane; striated muscle dense body. The transcript has 6 exons.
AAACCGGUAUUUUAUGCUCAUCAAAACUACCUUCAUCAACCAUUACCACACUCAACGGACGCGAAAGCUGUGCCGGUAAAAGCUACACUCGCUUUGAAAGCUCACAACAUAACCACACACACGCACGCAACGCGCAUGUCCCGUCCGAUGGCAGCUGUCAAAAUGUGUAUACUCGUGCGUCCUUCGCCAGGAUGAGACGGAUGAUAAACGCUGAGAGUCAUUACGCACGGCAUCCUGCAAAGCAUCCUAGUAUUUGAGCAACUUCUCUCGAAGCGGUGUGACUAGCGGUUGUGUACGUGCGCGUCGCGGCCUGGACCAUGGGUAGGAUAAUCCCGCCAAGAGGUGUAAUACGGCUGCCGUAGCAACAGCAACAUCUCCAUCCGAACACGCACCGAGCGUACGUAGGCUCCCGCACCGUAGGAGGCGGCGGCCACGGUUUACACGUCAAGGGAAAGUGUUUCGGUGUGUGUGUGUGCGACGAGUGUUUGUGUAUUGGUGGUACUGCACUGUACGCGUAGUAUGUUUAUGAAGGAUGGUGCAAUGUUGAAUGUUUCGCCAGUGUCAAAGCAUCCUUCGUCUAGCCUGGAACCUGGUAGAUGAGCGUUCCAGGCGUUCCAUUCUUUCCACUGUUCAGUGCGAACGUGCCGCAGAAAAGUCAGAAAACGCAAAGCAGACUGUGCAUUGUGUGACGUGUGCCUGGGAUAUUAUAGAGUAUUUGUUGUGCUUAAGAUAAAGCUCCUUUGUUACGCAGUUGAAAUGCUGUAAUAGCUGUGUGUACCUCUACCUCUUUGCUGUGGAAAAAAAAGGGAAGAUAUUCUCAAAUGAGCUGUUGGAUCUGAAGAAGCUCUUCGUGUGCGUGUGAGCGUGUUUAGAAACAGAAAACAGAUAUUGGAGUGCAUAUUCACCAGUCAUCGAAAGGCUCCGGGCCCGCGAAAAGUCCUCCGUACCCGUGUGUCUCAGCCUAAUGUAGUAAUGUAGUAGCCUGGUGUCGCAUUGUCAAGGAUACUGCGACUCUGCAUUCUGUGCACGACGGAAAAGAAGAAGAAGCAAUGAUGGCGUAAAGUGUCCUGUCCCGGUGGGGAAUGCUGGCUGCUGUCCUGCGUCGGGCGAUCAUACCGUACGGGGAUCUAGUAGACUGGAAUAAAUGGACGGAACCGCCGCUUGCAUAGAUCAACUGAUGUAAUAUAAAACGGUGAAGAUAAAAACGGAAGCGAUGAAAACUGCAGCCUGUGCAUUAUAGCAAAUAGCCGAUCAUUGACAUGGUUAUCAAGUCAAAGGUGUAGCCUUGUUGGACGAGAAACAAACGAUUCACUAAAAAAUGGGAAGCUUGCCAAACUUGAGCGAUCUCUCAACGGAAAAGCUUGAACGACGGCUAGAGGAGCGAGAACGCAUCCUAGCCCGAGAACGAAUAAUUGAGCGUGAUUUUGGCCGUGAAAAGGAGUCGAUACGAACGCUUGAACGACCCGUAUUCAUCCACAAGCAACAGAUUGCCGCUGCAAAAAGUAUUUUUCAACAGAAAUGUCCUCCAGGUUCGAGGAAGGUUAUGCGAACACGAAGCUCCGGCCAAGCGCAUCACAUAUGGGACGACCCAAUAAUUGACCAAUACCUAACGAACUACUCGCCAGCCUCGAACCGUAGCCAUCGGAUCUCGGUCGGUCCCACCUUUCCCGCAGCCUACCAGUUUCAGUCGUCCUCGCUCGGGAACCGACACCGACGCGACUCGGUCAACAGCUCGAUCGGGGCAACGUCCGUGCGGAAGCUGUUGACGGUACAGAACCGCAGUUACGGCUGUCGGCACAAGAUCCCAUCGCACGUACGGUCGAAGAUGAUGAAGAACUUUAUCCUGGUGGCGGUGGCCCACGGUUUCAUGUGUACCGCGCUGGUACCGCUCAUAGUGCUGCAGGGCGCUAACUCGACCUGGUUCCAGCAGGAAUCCUGGCUAGCGGCCGGGCCGGACGUUGGUUCCGGGCUGCUCAGCUUGUGCUGUGCUGUAACGGCCGGUAUGAGCUUGAUGACGACCAAGCUGGUACAGCGCUUUGGGUACUCGAUCGUCCUGGCAGCGAGCUAUGGUGCUGUUUGUUUGUUUUUAGCUGCUCACAUCUACCCCGUACUGUUGUCGUUGGUUCCCGGGUAUCUGCUGCUAGGGCUCUUCCUCGGACCUUCCGUCAUCUGUAAGCAGGCACUGCUAGUGUCGAUGGCCGGCAAGUUGAGCUGCUCGCAGCCGGAAUGUGGCGGAGCCAGUACGGCCGGUGCGAACGCUGACAGUUAUGAUGAUCACCGGUUGCUGUGUAGCCGGCAGGAGCAGGUCCGUCGGCUAGGCCGAUGGUUCCGAGCGGCGGGAGACUUUGGAAUGAUUAUCGGCACGAUCGUGGCCGCGUUUGUGUUGACAUGUGCUGCGGGUUCGAACCGCAUCGGUUGCUACUACAUAUCGAGUCUUGGUCCACCCGCUCCGAAUGCGGCCCUAACGGGGACCUUGAACGGAACGACACCAACGUUCAACGGGUCUCACAACGAUCAACCGGUCGACGGAGGAUUGCCACUGUACAGGGACAUGCUUAUGUCACUACCGGAAGCUACGGAACAACCCGUAACCGACAAGACGGCAUCGACCACUGACGGCAUCAAACCUACCAAAGCUACAUCUCCCAAGGUUGUUACUCCGUCGAUGCCAACGCUACGUGAAACGAUGUACUUCCUGUACAAUAUCCGGCUACCAGACCCGACUGGGAACGGUGAGGAGGGAUCGCUUCCUCCCAGCACAUCGAGUGGCCCUUCCGGUGGAAGCCUCGACGAGAUGCACGAUCCAGCGGCACCGUACAUGGAUCGGUUCCCGUACAGCAUGUUCCAGACGAACGACUACGGUGAGCGCAUCUGUGGUUCACACCUUUGUCCGGUAUGGGACAGAAACUUGCCGGUCAACAGUAGUGCACUGGAGAAUCAGUUAAAACUGCAAGGAUACACAGGUGCCACGCCAUUGAUGUGUAUUUAUCUGGUGUUUGGUGUGUUGGCCUUUGCCGUAACCGCAUUCACGACGGACAUUGAGUUUAACGUCAAGUUUGACUCUAUCAGGCGAAUGUCCGACACGCUGCUGUUUGCCGGACCGCUCGCGUACUUCGUGGGCACCGAGCAGGCGUACAUGAUGGCCGAUUACAUGAAGGCUUUUGUGGCAUGCGAACUAGGGCCGAACAGUGUGGCCGGUGUUCUGGUCGGGAUGGGUGUGAUGCAACUGAUUGCAGCCUGCACCCUCAGCAUGCUUCUGAGACACACUAAACGUGUCGUAGUUAUUGUUGCUGGCUUUAUGUUCCACGCUUGCCUACUGCUUGUGCUCCUGCGCUGGAAACCUUCCAGGGACGAUAGUGCCGUCCUGUACGUCAUACCAGCUGCCUGGGGAGUGUGUAACGCGGUCUGGGAAACGCUACUAUUUGCUUUAACGACGCUCACGCACCCGAACAAGUUCGCCGAAGUGACAUCACCGCUGCAAGCGCUACGAUUUCUCGGCCUAGCCGUCACGUUUGCAGGGCACGGUGUACUGUGUGAGGCACCGAAGAUUAUCAUCCUAGCCAUACUGCUGGUCAUCUCCGUCAUACCGUACACCAUGCUGGAGCUGAAGCUGGAAAAUCAACGGAAAGCGCUGAAGCUUAGCUUGUGACGAUUGUGUGCCCACGAUUACUAAUGUUCGGCGAAGCAGAAACACUACUGAAGCAACCCACCGGGGACGACGGUAGUGUUUGGUGGCCCACACGAACCGGAACACAUGAAACGAUGGCGCCUUUGCUUCUCCAGGUAAUCGUAGCCUUGCGUGCGUAGACACAUACUGGGGAGGAAUAGGUGGUGACGUUCUGUCGAAGAGUAUUGCCGCAGCAUAGGGCGCGGAGGUACAGAACGCUCCUAGCAAAACAGAGUUAACAAGUAGGUCAUUCUUAUCGCCUUAACAGUGGUAAUAGCACACAGUGGUUGGCACAUGCAAGGCCCAACUGGCAUAAGUCACGUGCGCCAUCUUCAAAUUCUCUGCGCGCGUCUAGAUGAUCUCCACUGCUCUCGUUUGCGUAACUUACUGCUACUACCGUAGGCUAGUGAAGUUUUGCUCUCGUUUUUAGCCCCAUUUCAAUAUUGUGUGUCUGUGUGUGUGCAAUCAAUGUUAUCCACUCUUCCGGAUGUUGGAGCAGGGCACGUCGCCAUAGCAAAGGAUCGUCGAAUGUUACGCGAACUGAAAGGUGCAAGAGGCUGUAGGUUGCUCCUAACUGGUUUGUUUUUCCAAUGCGUUCAACCACUUACACACAUGUUUCCGCACGGCCUCCACACUUUUCGGCCAUUCCUAGAGGCUCUAGGUCCAGUUUUAACAUCUUCUUCACACCAAAGAGGCUAAGCGCGGCAAGAAAUGGAAUAUUGGCCCGGGGAUGAAAGGAAACACAAAUAACAGUUCCAACCAACUAUCAAACAUCGGAAUUGCGGAAACUAAAUCCAGUAUCAGUAGCAGGGAAAAAUUGAUAUUCGAAAAUGAAGUGCUUAGAGUAGAGCUACACAAGAUUGAUGUUCUGAAUUUGUGCCAAUUUGUCAACGAAAAACCAAAUCGUAUAUACAUAUAUAUAUGUAGAGAGAUAUUUAGGGGAUUAAGUAAGUGUAGGAAAUUUAUACAUACUGGCCAAAAUGAUUGACUGCGCAAAGAUUAGGUGAAAUGCACUCCAAACUAUUCCCGUACUAUAUUGCAGGCAGCUUAGCGUGGGUCUGAGGAGUUGUGGGACGUUUUAUUGUAGGAGCGCAACAGUGCACUUAUAGAAACUACUAGCGGCAGCAGUACUAGUAACUGAGUAGUAAACGGUCACCUUGUCUCGCCCCAUGUCGCCGGGUUUGGUAAAGCUUGCUUCGUAAAAACGCAUCACCUGCGCAGAAUGAUAGUGGCAGACACGUUUGCAUUUAAAAAAAUAGACUAAAUUUUGCGAGCGAUGAACUUUGUUCGAGUCCUACGUCCAAAGCUGCUUCUUUUCGUUCUAGGGCUCCUAGAAAAAAUAGUGCUCCACGGUUCCAAAGAGCUUUACGCGCAACUACCUGACCCUUGUCUUGGCUCUUAACGAUCAGUUGCUAACCGGGGCGGUCCGGUGGUCGAGGCGAUAACGGCGACGAUCUUCAACACUUGGCUUUAUUCGAUAUUAUUCGAUAAGGUCCUUUAGUUUUUUUCUUCCAAACAAAGUCUAAUGUCCACUGAUGAGAUCAUUUGGGAGUUUCUUCGAUCGACGCCGUACUCACCUUCAGAAGACAUUUUUCAGAAGCGCCAUCUCCUUUCAAUAGCAGUAUCUCGUGUGUUUUGUCCAAAACUGCUUCAAAUCAACUCGUAUACAUCGCAUGGAACAUGUUAAAAAUCAGUCUAUUUUUUUUUUAAUGCAUACGUUAAAAUUACAUAAAAUUGGUGCCAAAUCCGCGCUAGGUGUAGACAGUGAAACCUCAUCACAUAGCACCAGAUAUUAGGAUUUUAACUGAAUACGGUGAGAUUGCCCACUAAUCAAUUGAGCUAAUAAGGCUUAAUAAGGCGAAACAGUUCCAUACCAACUCAUAGCUCUCAGCCAACCUUAGCAACCAAUGGCUAUGGAAGAAUUGGGACAAAUAUUUGGAGGAAAACAAAAUGAAAGCGAAGAGCGAUAAAACAAUGGUUUGCCAAUAUCAAUCAAAUCGGAGGUGGUAUACACAACCGGGUCUACCCGUGCGGGCCUCCGUGACAGUCACAGAAACGCUUCGUAUUCCUCCAUGUUGUGUGGGUCAGUAGUGAUUUCUGAACACUUGUAGUAGUAAACCGAACCGAAUCGAAGAGUGUGUGUGCGUGUGUGUAAAUGUGUACUGCUGCUAGUGAAGACGAUAGAGAUGGAACGCAUUAUCAAAGCCAAACAGUUAUCCUAUACACACCCGAAUAAAGUCGAAAGAAUAGUCUAUACACGGACACACAC